Molecule: messenger RNA, 2283 nt
Organism: Olea europaea var. sylvestris
Lineage: Eukaryota; Viridiplantae; Streptophyta; Magnoliopsida; Lamiales; Oleaceae
Product: calmodulin-binding receptor kinase CaMRLK
Exons: 3
Coding region: 1-2043 (680 amino acids)
Biological process (GO): protein phosphorylation
Molecular function (GO): ATP binding; protein kinase activity; protein binding
Source: RefSeq, a predicted model, not a curated record
AUGGUAGAAGCAGACAAAAAUUGGCCGCUUAGGUGGGGUAUCGUGGGGGCGCCUUUAAGAAAAAGUAUAGUUACUUCAGCUUUUGCAGUUGCAGAAUCAUCAAAGUGCAACAGUGCAGACCGAAGCCUGCUCUCCAAGGCUUUCGCCUCUGUUUCUGGUUUCAACAUCACCUGGUUUAACAACUCCCAACCCAACUGUUCAAAUCCUCCAAUUCUUGACGUUAAACUCGCAUCAAGAAAUCUUAGUGGUAGCAUCUCAUGGAAGUUCCUCAAAAACAUGCCCAAUCUUCAAACUAUAGAUCUCUCCGGAAAUAAUUUGACUGGCUCUGUUUCUUCUGCUCUUUGGUCUAUUCCAACUCUUGUGGAAAUUAACCUGUCGAAGAACAAACUAGGAGGCUCAAUCGGGAUCCCAAAACCUGCUUCUUUUAAAUCUUCAGCAAUUCGAAAGAUUAAUCUUUCUUUCAAUAGGUUUAAGAAUUUUACUUUUCUCUCUAAUUUUCUUAAUCUCACUUUUCUUGAUCUUUCACACAAUGAUUUACAAGUUGUUCAACUGAAUUGGCUCACCAACUUAACCAAUCUUGAGAGUCUUAAUAUUUCUAGCAGUAAUAUUUCUGGGAAUAUAAAGCCCAUUUCAGGUCUCUCACAUUUGAAAUAUCUUGUUGUUUCAAAUAAUAAAUUGACUGGAAAUUUUCCUGCUGAUUUCCCACCCAUAGGUAAACUCCAGUUCUUGAAUGUCUCGUUCAAUAACUUCUCAGGCGAAUUGGAUUCAAAAAUGGUAAAAAGAUUUGGUAGUUCAUCUUUCAUUCAUGCCGGAAAUUUCAAAACUCAGAAUCAUACUGAGUUGCCCCAUCGUUCACCCAUCCCACUUCACAAAAUACCAGGCAACAACGUAAAUUUCAUCCAAAAAAGGAAACCCAAAUCGAAGACCAGGAUUCUGGUUUUAGCCAUAUCACUCGCAUCAGCAUUUCUUGUCUUGGCUAUUGGGGUUUUCACAUAUUGCGUGUACAAGAAGAGAAAGAUGGCUAGACAAAACAAAUGGGCAAUUUCAAAGCCAAUUGAAGUACCAUUUAGAUUCGAAAAAUCUGGUCCAUUUUCAUUUGAAACGGAAUCCGGGUCCUCAUGGGUGGCUGAUAUUAAAGAACCAUCUUCAGCACCGGUGGUCAUAUUUGAGAAGCCAUUGAUGAACCUUACAUUUAAGGACUUAAUUGCAGCCACAUCACACUUUGGGAAAGAGUCCCUUCUUGCAGAGGGUAGAUGUGGGCCCGUGUACACAGCCGUACUACCAGGUGACCUCCACGUGGCAAUCAAGGUCCUGGAAAAUGCUAGGGACCUUAGCCAUGAUGAAGCUGUAGCCAUGUUCGAAGACUUAUCAGAGUUGAAACACCCCAACUUGCUGCCUGUUUCUGGCUAUUGCAUUGCAGGUAAAGAAAAGUUGGUAUUGUAUGAAUUUAUGGCCAAUGGUGAUCUCCACCGUUGGUUGCAUGAGCUUCCAACGGGAAUACCCAACGUGGAAGACUGGAGCACUGACACGUGGGAGCUUCAAAAUGGGUCCCAUAAUACAUCGCCAGAGAAAUUGGAAUGGCACACGCGCCACCGUAUUGCAGUGGGUAUAGCGCGUGGACUCGCCUAUCUACACCAUGCUCGGUCCAAGCCGGUGGUGCACGGACAUUUGGUUCCGUCUAAUAUCUUGUUGGCGGAUGACUUUGAACCCCGGAUAGCUGACUGUGCACUGAGUCAAGACCGAGUUGGUGGCUCCACCGAGGCUGAUGUUUAUAGUUUUGGUGCAGUGCUAGUGGAGUUGUUAACAGGAAAACAAGGUUCACGUGAGACUAUCGACUGGGUGAGGAGAUUAAUAAAGAAUGGAGAAGGGGAGAACGCUCUUAACUCAAGGUUGAGACUCGGUCGUGACUCAGUUAGUGAGAUGGUGGAGUGUCUCAGAAUUGGGUACUUGUGCACGGCGGAGGCGCCAGGAAAAAGACCCACGAUGCAACAAGUUUUGGGUUUGCUGAAAGACGUACACCCCACACCAUUAGAGUUUGUCUGAGUUGACUCGGAGUAUCCAAAUUGACUCAAAGCGCGUCAUUCAUUCAUUUUCUUCUGUUUAUCGGCCCUAAAUGAAUGCAGUCAACUAACAGACAGCUGGUUUACAUUUCCACCACGGCGAAUGAUCACGUGCACUGCACGUGACUUGAUUUCAGUAGAAUUUAUUUCUCCAUAUGUGAUAUUAAAAAUCAGUGCAUGCCUCCUUUGUCUUCAUUUGAAGUAACUAUUUUUUUUUCUUUUU